Messenger RNA from Bactrocera oleae (olive fruit fly), 903 nucleotides. The record is from RefSeq and is a predicted model, not a curated record. Lineage: Eukaryota; Metazoa; Arthropoda; Insecta; Diptera; Tephritidae.
AUGGGCGACGGUUCGAUAAGUGGCGCCAGCGUGCGCGGCUUGGCGCUCACAACGGCGGCAACAACAACAGCAGCAACAACAAAGGACGCCGAUUGCCAGAAUGUGAGCAGCAGCGGUGUUGGCAUUGGUGGUGGUGGUGUCGGCAGCGAUUUGAGUGUCUCUGCAGUUGGCACAUCGGCCAUUACGCACAUCAAGCAAUCGCCAACGUCGCCAAGUCCAAUGAGCAGCAGUGCUUUGGAAGCUACGCCAACUGGUCUACAACAACAUCAUCAUCGACAAUCAAACGAGACGCUGUUCGGCGCCACAGCCGCAACGACCGUUGUUGCACAUCCCCACACGACGUUGGCGACGCUCGACAUGCAACAACAACAACAACAGCAACAGGCACAUGCGCAACAACAUCAUCACCAGCAACAGCAACAGCACAUCAGCGCAACUGCCAGCGCAGCAGCCGCCGACGUCGUCACCAGCAGUCGCAUCGGUAUUGGCGCGCUCACGCACACGCUCGGCAGCGGCAGCAGCUUGCUAAAUGAGCGUCCACCACCACCACCGUACAGCAGCAGCGCCGCCGUUAUGGCUAGCAAAGUAUUCCACGCUGGCUCCUGCGCUGCUAGCAGCAUGGAGGCGUUGAGCGGCGAUGAACCGCCCAUAGCGACGUCGAGCUCGCGCCUAACGGCUUAUGAGCAAUUUCUCAAAUUGUCCGCACAAGAGUAUGCAGCGACGUCGGCGUCCGACAAUGCGUCGGUGCUAAAUUUGAGCAGCAUCGGAAAGGCGGCAACGGAAAGCGAUUUGAUGUUGCGGCAUGCGAAUGUGGCAGCGGUUAUGGCUGCCGCAGCGGUGGGGAGUGUCAGCGUCGUGGAGGGAAGCGGUGUUGGUAUCGCGGAUGGUUGUGAGCGUAAUUAG